Sinocyclocheilus grahami is the source of this 1843-nucleotide messenger RNA. Its product is annotated as adenylate kinase 4, mitochondrial-like. NCBI's taxonomy places the organism in Eukaryota, Metazoa, Chordata, Actinopteri, Cypriniformes, Cyprinidae. Gene Ontology annotation, molecular function: AMP kinase activity; ATP binding. Gene Ontology annotation, biological process: nucleobase-containing compound metabolic process. Gene Ontology annotation, cellular component: mitochondrion. The record is from RefSeq and is a predicted model, not a curated record. The transcript is spliced from 8 exons. Bases 210 to 890 code for a protein of 226 amino acids.
GCAGAGAGGAGACGCUCGCGUCCACAUAAAGAGCAGUAGGCGGUGCGUCACCGAAAGCCUGCCCAAUUUUAAUGAACAGUGACAACGGGCUCCGCUUUCACCGUGGUUAAUAGUACAGUAUUCUGUUGGGGAGGUCCCCACCCCUCAUUCUGCACUGAAGAUCUGCUUUAACAGAGCUGUAAAAUCUGAAUUGGCAGUUCAGUGAGGAAAUGUCCAAGUUAUUCCGGGCUGUUAUCAUGGGUCCACCAGGCUCGGGGAAGGGGACCAUAUCGGAGAGGAUCGCGCACAGUUUCGGCCUUAAACAUUUAUCCAGUGGAGACUUUGUUCGAGAAAACAUCGCUGCGAAAACUGAGGCUGGUGUUCAAGCUAAGACGUAUAUAAAAAAAGGAUUGCUGGUACCAGACCUUGUCAUGACACGUCUUCUGCUGCCUAGAUUGGAGGAGAUGACCAAAUACAGCUGGUUGUUGGAUGGUUUCCCUCGAACACUAGCUCAGGCUGAAGCCCUGAACAGUGCCUGUGAUCUGGAUGUAGCCAUCAAUCUCAACAUUCCUUUGGAAACACUGAAGGAAAGGCUGCGACAUCGAUGGAUACAUCCACCCAGUGGCAGAGUGUACAACAUGUGCUUCAAUCCUCCCCGCAUCCAGGGGAUAGAUGACAUCACAGGAGAGCCAUUGAUUCAACAGGAAGAUGACAGACCAGAAGCCCUAGUGGCCAGACUGAGACACUACAAAGAUGUUGCCAAACCUGUCAUAGACUUUUAUAAGGCUAAAGGCAUCCUGUACACAUUCUCGGACACAGAGACAGAUCAGAUCUGGCCGAAUAUCAGCACACUUCUCAGCACAAAGAUCCCCACCAUCCAAUCAGAUGCUCGAUGUGCUUCAACUCACUGAGGGAAUCCUCUGACAGUCUCAAAUCAAAGACAACGGCACUAAUUGACCACAUUUGGAUUCCAAAGAUUCCAUGCAUUUUUAUCGUCGCAACUUGUCCAUUGGUAGUAUAGUAUUAUUCAUUGUGCUAGCUUUGAUUAUUUCAGUUCCUGAAAAGUUUUUAUACAUUUGAAGGACUUGUUCUCUGCUUUUAGCAUUUGCUGGAAUCUGGGAAUCAGUCGGGGUAAAAUUCAACUUAUAUCUUACAAGUACAAGAGUUCUAAACGUGUUAAUGGUUCCUAGAUUUCAACUCAGAGUGCACAAAUUUUAUAUAGACGUGAUUAAAUUGCAUAUGAAUAAUGAAGGGUAGACGCAUGUGACCUUGUGUAAGUGAACGAGACACUGAACUGUUCAAGCAUUCCAGUGAGAUUGAAUUAUUUCUGAAGGGGCUUUGCUUUACUUUAUAUCAUCUCUGUCUGUGAUGUUUGCCUUUCUUAUAUAUUUCAUAGUAGUGUUACAAUUCUUCUAUAUACCAUAAAAAUGCUAUAAUUAUUUGUAUGUGUUUUACAAACUCUAUAAUCCAAAUAUCCCAUGCCUUGGAGAAGUUCAGUUUCUUGAUCUGCUGAAAUCGGCUAUUGUGAACACCAGGCCUUAUUCUUUGAGAUACAUUGAUAGAAUGUUUAACUGUGUUAAAAAUCAGACCAAUAUAUGAGUAACACUUUUAGCAAAUGGCAAUAUAUAAGUAUAAUGUGAUCAAAUAAUCCUAUACCAUAUCAGAUCUUCUUUAAACACUGCCUUCUUUCGUAUAUACUGUUCAGCAUUGCCGCUUUAAUAGCCAUAUCUGAGAGAGCCGUUGAUAGAAAAGAAUCUAAUGGGGUUAACUGUGACUGUUCAGCCAGAACAACAGUGAUGGUUUUGUUUUUUAUCCAGAAGAUUAAAACACAGACUUGAUCAAAAACCACAGAUUAAAUUACAAU